AUGAUUCAUUUUGGUUCUGAACCAACCAAUGGUAAGAAUCUUAAUAGUGAACCAAUGAAUUCUGAGAAUCUUAAUACUGAACAAUUAAAUGACUUGAAAAAUGAUUCUGAACCAAUGAAUGGUAAGAAUCUUAAUAUUGAGUCAUUGAAUGGUAAGAAUCUUAAUAGUGAACCAUUAAAUGAGGAAAAUGAUUCUGAAAGUGAUUUUUCGGAUGAUUUGAUUGAGACUGAUGAGUUUGAUCAAAUUCCUUUGGAUUCCACUGGAGAUAAUUUCAAUUUGGCUUCGGAUUCUGUUAAUUUAGAUGAAUUGACAGGAAAUAAAUCAGUUGAUUUAAUGGAUUUAUCAACUGUUAAAGAAAGAAUUGAAAAUAUUUGUGGAAUCUUAUCCAAAUGGAAAUCUUUAAAUUCUACAACAAGAAAUCGAGAAUCAUAUAUAAAUGAGUUAAAACAAUUAGUAACGGUAUAUUAUGGAUAUUCUGAAGAAUUAUCAGAUUAUUUUUUCAAGCUUUUUAAUCCUUUGGAAGCUAUUCAAUUUUUCGAUGCUAAUGAACAACCAUUACCACUCACUAUUAGAACUAAUACACUUAAAACCAAACGAAAAGAUUUGGCAGUGAAUUUGAUAAAUAGAGGUGCGAAUGUGGAUCCUAUUGGUGAUUGGACAAAAGAAGGUUUAGUAGUUCAUUCUUCUAAAGUUCCAAUUGGUGCUACUCCUGAAUAUUUAGCUGGACAUUAUAUACUUCAAUCUGCUUCAUCAUUAAUACCAGUACUUUCAUUAUCACCAAAACCAAAUGAAAUGAUAUUGGAUAUGUGUGCUGCACCUGGUGGUAAAACUACACAUAUUGGACAAUUAAUGAAUAAUACUGGUAUAUUAUUUGCUAAUGAUUCUAAUAAACAAAGAUGUAAAUCACUCGUUUCAAAUAUUCAUAGAUUGGGUAUAUUGAAUAGUAUUGUAUGUAAUUAUAAAGGUGAAGAAUUAUUAAAAGUAUUACCAAAAAUGGAUCGUAUAUUAUUAGAUGCACCUUGUUCAGGUUUAGGUGUAAUAUCACGUGAUCCAUCAAUAAAGAUAAAACGUAAUUUAAAAGAUUUACAGCGUAAUUCCAAUUUACAAAAACAACUUUUAUCUGUCUCGAUUAAUCUUGUCAAACCUAAUGGUAUUAUUGUUUAUUCUACUUGUAGUCUUUCUAUUGAAGAAAAUGAACAAGUUUUACAUUAUUGUUUAAAAAAAUUCAAUAUUAAACUUUUACCAUUAGGAUUAGAAAUUGGUAGUCCAGCAAUAUCAAAUUUUAGAGGAAAAAAAUUCCAUCCUUCAAUAUCCAAAUUUGCUCGACGUUUCUAUCCACAUAAACAUAAUCUUGAUGGAUUCUUUAUAGCCAAAAUUAUUAAACUACAUUAA
Molecule: messenger RNA, 1392 nt
Organism: Theileria annulata
Lineage: Eukaryota; Apicomplexa; Aconoidasida; Piroplasmida; Theileriidae
Product: nucleolar protein, putative
Exons: 7
Coding region: 1-1392 (463 amino acids)
Biological process (GO): maturation of LSU-rRNA; rRNA base methylation
Cellular component (GO): nucleolus
Molecular function (GO): RNA binding; rRNA (cytosine-C5-)-methyltransferase activity
Source: RefSeq, a predicted model, not a curated record